Molecule: messenger RNA, 1774 nt
Organism: Pseudopodoces humilis (Tibetan ground-tit)
Lineage: Eukaryota; Metazoa; Chordata; Aves; Passeriformes; Paridae
Gene: BRI3BP
Product: BRI3 binding protein
Cellular component (GO): mitochondrion
Source: RefSeq, a predicted model, not a curated record
GGCGGGGCGGCCAUGGCGGCGGCGCGGCGGGUGCAGCUCCGGGGGCUGCUGCUGCUGCUGCUGCUGCUCCUGCUCGGCGCGGCGGGGCCCGGCGUUCGGGCCGCACGGGGCCGCGGUGCCGACCGCCAGAACAGCCUCCGCCGCGCCGCCAGCGGCCUCUACCAGGGCGUCAGCGGCCUCUUCGGCGAGGACAACGUGCGGGCCCUGCAGAAGUUUUUCUCAAGGUUGACAGAGAGGUUUGUGAAUGGGGUGGAUGUAUUAAUGGACACAUUCUGGAGAAUAUGGACUGAUUUGUUAGAUGUUCUUGGAAUUGAUGCCUCCAACCUGACUCAUUAUUUCAGCCCAGCAGCGAUUGCCAACAACCCGACCCGCGCCCUCCUGCUGAUCGGUGCCAUUUUACUGGCCUAUUGGUUUUUAUCUCUCUUCCUUGGAUUCUUCUUCUAUCUCCUGCACAUGCUGUUUGGCCGCUUCUUCUGGAUCGCCAGGGUGGCCCUGUUCACCCUGUCCUGCGUGUACAUCCUGCAGAAGUACGAGGGCGACCCGGAGCACGCCGUGCUGCCGCUCUGCUUCGUCGUGGCCGUCUACUUCAUGACGGGCCCCGUCGGAUUUUACUGGAGAAGAAACAGCAACAGCAGCCUGGAGGAGAAGAUGGACCACCUGGAUAGUCAGAUCAGACUGCUGAACAUCCGCCUUUCCAGGGUGAUCGAGAACCUGGACAGGGGCAGCGAGCAAUGAGCCGGCCCCUCCUGACCACUGUACACCAGCUCCGGAAAAUUCCUAAGCACUGUCUCAUCCGAAGUUAAAAAGCAACAAAACAUCACAUGGUAAAAAGUGUGCAAAGUUAUAACUUUUCAUCAUGUCUAAGACUAAUUUAUCUAGGUUAAACACUCAGCUGUUAGACUUCUAGGAGAGAGAAAAAAACAUUUACAAAAUUCAGCUGUAUAUUCAGAGUUUUAUCCAGUACUAGAAUUUUCUCAGUAGAUAAACGCUUACUUUUACAAGCAUUUAAAAACAUCUUUUGUAAAGUUUUUAUAAAAGCAAAUUGAGUAGUCUUUCAGAUAUUGAAGUUGAGUUAAACAUAUGCAAAUUUGACACUUUAACAGUUAAAAAGAAAAAAAAAUCUCAAGCUACCAAGCACUUCCAUUGAGAAGUAACUGCUGUGGGUCCAUAUUUUUUCUUCAGGGUUGUGAAUGUUUUUUCUGUUUUUGUUGGCUUAUUUCAUUGCCUUGAAGUUGCCUUUCACAGAGUAUCAGAUGAGGAAUUUUCUGGUAUCCAGGCCAAAAAAUUCAUACCAUAGCUUUUAACAGGAGGUGGGAAUGAGGGAGAAGGAAGAUCUGAAGUCCUGAAAUGCCAGUCCAGUGUGAGGAAGCGCACGUGUGGAGUUUUUUCAUUGCAUUUCAUCCCGAGAACUUUAAUUUUUUAGUGUCUGGAAGGAAAUCUGGUUUAAUAAAUUGGCACAGGAGGAACAUGUAGCGUGACAAAUUGUAAUUCAUAUUCGACCUGCAUAUUGAAGCAUUUUCCAAGCUUAAUUGCAUAGACUAAAACAUGAUUUUUAAUCUCAGGACCCACGUACUUUCUCAGAAAAGGCAGCAGUUAAAACACGUGCAAAUGUAUUGUUGCUUAAAGCUUUCUCAGGACCAAUAAGCGGCAAUAAAUUAUCUUCAGGAAGAUCUGGAUUUUUUUCUAAAAUUAUAAUAGUUUUAUAGGAGCUUUUUGCUUGGAGUCUGUGUCCUCAUUAGGUUUUGGGAAAAGCGAGUCACCUUUAAGAGGAGGU